Pygoscelis adeliae (Adelie penguin) is the source of this 418-nucleotide messenger RNA. It is a transcript of the gene RILPL2, whose product is annotated as Rab interacting lysosomal protein-like 2. The transcript is spliced from 3 exons. NCBI's taxonomy places the organism in Eukaryota, Metazoa, Chordata, Aves, Sphenisciformes, Spheniscidae. Gene Ontology annotation, molecular function: protein dimerization activity. The record is from RefSeq and is a predicted model, not a curated record. The coding region runs from base 14 to 280 and encodes 88 amino acids.
UGGACCAGAUAAAAUGGUAAUAGACCUCACAGAUCCAAAUCGCCCCCGGUUCACAUUACAGGAGCUGCGAGAUGUAUUGCAAGAGCGUAACCAGCUGAAAGCUCAGCUUCUUGUGGUGCAAGAGGAGCUACAGUGCUAUAAGAGCGGGAUCAUCUCACAGAGAAGGGACCAAACUGAAGAACGGGAAAAAGAGGGCAGUGGCAGCAGCCCUGGCAUCAGCAAGGACAGCGAGGAGAAGACAAUCAUCAAACGGCUGUUCUCUUUUAAACAUGGAAAAUGAGCAUCCUUGAGAACUUAACCACUUCUGUUCAGAAAUGGCACUGAUGAGAGCUCCUAAAGCGUCAGGGGAGCCAAUGAUUGGAAGAAAAAGCAUCACUCCUACUGUAGAGAAUAAGCAAUCUCAUAAAAAUUGUGUUGU